CAGACGUAUUAAACAAAGCAUUCAACAUAUAGUGAAAAUAAGUUUAAAAAGAACCAAAGAUUCGUGCAAAAUUGAAUAUGGUGUCUGCUUGAUUUAUAAUUUUUUUUUGUCAUUUGAUUUUAUAUAUUAAUCUUGAAUUUGUCAUUGUGUCAAAUAUACGCAGCACAAUCAAAAUAAAGCAGUCAAAACUAAGGCAUUAAAACAUAUAAAAAAACAGAUUGGAACGACGACGAAUAUACGUAGCAAGUGUUGGCAAUUCAAUCAUAUUGAGCAUUUAUUAUAGUAAAUCGAAAAGAAAUAUAUAUCCUCAAUUUAUUAUAUAGUGAAAGAAACAGUAGUUUUCCGUGUGCCAGUUAUAUCAACGCAGCCAAUUUGGUCAAUUUAAAUUUGAAGUUUGAAGAAACAAAGAGAAUAAAACAAAAAUGAGUUACGCGUAUUUAUUUAAAUAUAUUAUCAUCGGAGAUACGGGAGUCGGAAAAUCAUGUCUCCUUUUACAAUUCACCGAUAAACGUUUCCAACCCGUUCACGAUUUGACAAUUGGCGUGGAAUUCGGUGCUCGUAUGAUCACUAUCGAUGGCAAACAAAUAAAACUUCAAAUAUGGGAUACUGCAGGUCAAGAAGCUUUCAGAUCAAUUACUCGAUCAUAUUAUCGUGGAGCUGCCGGGGCAUUGCUAGUGUACGAUAUAACACGACGAGAAACAUUCAACCAUUUGACUACAUGGCUUGAAGAUGCCCGACAACAUUCAAACUCGAAUAUGGUCAUUAUGCUGAUUGGAAAUAAAAGUGACUUAGACUCUCGUCGUGAGGUAAAAGAGGAAGAAGGCAAGGCAUUUGCUCGCGAACAUGGAUUAGUUUUCAUUGAAACUUCCGCCCGUACAGCAUCAAACGUGGAAAAAGCCUUCAUAGAUACGGCCAAAGAAAUCUACGAGAAGAUUCAAGAAGGUGUCUUUGACAUCAACAACGAGGCCAAUGGAAUCAAAAUCGGACAACAGCAUUCGCCAACAAAUCCUUCACUACCUGGUGCUGGAAGUCAAGGGAGUCAAGGCAGCGGUGGCUGUUGUUAAACAAACAACAUCCAACAAUACAUUACAUAUAAAAUUAAAAAAAAAAAAUUACACAGAAAAAAAACACGUUUGAAUCUAUCAAAAGGGACAUUUUCAUCAAGACAAUUAUAAGGAAAAUAGCAUGAAAACAAUUUGAAUUGAGAUUAUAAAGUCGAAGUUUCAGAUCACUAGCUUUUUUUCUGUUCAUUUCGAUCAUAGUCAGAAUAUCAUAUGAAAACAGCUGAUGUAUAUUAAUCAUUUCUCCACCAGAAUAUUUGCAAUUCAUUCAGUCUGUACCUUAUCAGCGCUGUAGUUUCUGCAUGAUGUUGAGGCUCAGUCACGCUACGUAAACAUUUCAGCGUUUGGGUCUUUUUCAAGAGACCAAGAAGCUUAUUUUAAAAACAACUCAAUUUUGAUACAUCGAGAAUCAGUUUCAAAGUUGGCAUUGUGCGGAGACAGCAGAAAAUAUAUUUGGAUUUUGUCAUCUGGAUAUUUCAGCUCAUCUGGAUAACGUUAGGCGAUGAUACGAAAUGAAAACAAUAGAAGUGAUUAUUGUAUUGUAUAGGUAUAAAAAUUCUUCCAUAACUAUAGCAAUCACUUCUAUUGUUUUCAUUUCGUAUCAUCACCUAACGUUAUCCAGAUGAGCUGAAAUAUCCAGAUGACAAAGUCCGAAUAUAUUGUCUGGGAGACAGUAGUUUUAUCGUUAAUGAAUAUUUGAUCAUUCAUUAAGGAUUUAUUGUGCGUUGGGGCUAUCUCUUCUACUGGAUGUCUUCGACAUUUUUCUAAAACAAUAUUCUCGCUAUUAAAGAUUCUUUGACAUAUUUCGUCAAAUCGCGUUAAUUUGAUUUAUGAAAAGAUUAAAUUUUCAUUCAACAAUUUUUAUAAUUGUGUCCGAAAUGUUGCCGCUUGUACUAUAUUUUAUCGCAAACGAAUAUACUUUGUAAGUUUCUUGUAAUAAAUAUCGGACACCCCAUAAUGCUGGUCCAUCCA
Messenger RNA from Contarinia nasturtii (swede midge), 2033 nucleotides. It is a transcript of the gene Rab2, whose product is annotated as ras-related protein Rab-2A. The transcript has 7 exons. The coding region runs from base 423 to 1064 and encodes 213 amino acids. Gene Ontology annotation, cellular component: Golgi apparatus. The record is from RefSeq and is a predicted model, not a curated record. Gene Ontology annotation, molecular function: GTP binding; GTPase activity. Lineage: Eukaryota; Metazoa; Arthropoda; Insecta; Diptera; Cecidomyiidae.